GGAACCAAACGGCAAGAGCAGAGAACCCACAUUGAUAAAAACAGAAUGGGUGUCCCAGCCUUCUUUCGCUGGCUUACUGAGAAGUAUCCAAAGGUUUUGCAAGAUGUCGAGGAAGAGAGGGUGAAACUCGUUGGCGGGGACGGAAAUGUGCGUGCUCCAUUCGACAGUACACGUCCAAACCCAUCGGGUCUCGAAUGCGAUAAUCUUUAUAUAGACAUGAACGGCAUUAUACACCCGUGCUCUCACCCAGAACAUGGUCCGCAACCCAAAACCGAAGAAGAAAUGUACGAAAACGUUUGUCAUUAUGUCGACCGUCUAUUUCGAAUUAUAAGACCUCGCAAACUAUUGUAUCUAGCAAUAGACGGAGUCGCCCCCCGUGCCAAGAUGAAUCAGCAGCGUUCUCGACGGUUUCGAUCAGCACAAGAAGCUAGAGAAAAUCUUGAAGUGGAAGAAAACAUACGAAACGAACUGAUAAAGAAUGGACAGAAAGUUCCCCCUGCAAAAAAAGCAUGGGAUUCCAAUGUCAUUACGCCUGGUACUCCAUUCAUGUUGAGAUUGGCUGAUUUCAUACGUUUUUAUAUUCGCAAGAGGAUUAGCACUGAUAAGGCUUGGCAAAAUAUUCGUGUCAUCUUUAGCGAUGCGAGUAUACCAGGUGAAGGGGAACACAAGAUUAUGUCUCAUAUUCGUUUACAACGCAGCCAACCGGGAUAUUCACCAAACCUGGUUCAUGUUCUACACGGUCUAGAUGCAGACCUUAUCAUGCUGGCGCUGGCUACUCACGAGGCCCACUUCUACAUUUCACGAGAAGAAGUAAUGUUUGGAAGAAAAUCACAGGAAAUGGCGGAACGACGACAAAACGAAAGUGGAUUUCGUGACAGGCAGCGUCAGUUUGACGAGGAAGCAGGCGAUAUGGCAAUGCAACUAAUCGAGAACAAACAAACACCAAUAUGUCGAGUCAGCAUCCCGAUCCUUAGAGAGUACAUCGCGGUUGAUUUCGCACAGUGCAUUGAUUCAUCGAGGCUCCCUUUUGCACCCUCCUUGGAACGAUUGAUUGAUGAUAUCGUAUUUUUGGGUUUCUUUGUAGGAAAUGGUAGGUUAUCUUUUUCCCCUUAGUUUCUUUCCUUAGUUUCGUGACACCCGUCGAGUAACAGACUUUGCCCCUCAUAAGAACGUUUUGCUAACUUUCAUCAUUUUGAACAGAUUUUUUGCCUCACUUACCGAGUUUGGAUAUUCGAGAUGGUGCAAUGGAUUAUCUGUUCAAUGUGUACAAAAGAAUACUUCCCUCACUAGGAGAUUACAUUACAAACCAUGGGGGUCAAGUCAACUUGUCACAUGUAGAUGUUAUUUUGGCAGAAGUUGGAUCGAUUGAAGAUUAUGUUUUCACCAUGAAACAUGAGAAUGAAAUGAGGGAGAAGGAAAGGAGAGAGCAGUUCAAGGCUCGGAAGAAGCACGCCAAUGGGAGGAGUUUAGAUGAUCCGCGAAAUGCUCUGCAGCAAAAAAAAACAAAAGUAAUGGGUCGCGCCGCUAGAAUUUUGGAGAAGGAAAAGGCAGAGCGAUCAUUAAAGAAGGAAGUGAAAGGCAAAUUUAACAUUUCACACAUGAAAAGUAAGGAUAACUUAAAAGCUGCUGUCGCGUUGAAAGAAUCAUUUAAGAAGAGCGCAACAAAGAACGAGGAAGAUCAUGAUAAAGUCAAAAAUGAAGUUGACCUAGAUCCUGACAAAAAAGACCAAGAUAAUAAACAUGAAGUAUGUACUGAGAGUAAGAAAAAGCGUAAAAUUAACGAAGUCAACGGUGACGCGGAGGUAAUCAAGGAUACAAAUACAUCUGGAAUUGGUGAAGUAGGAAAUAUUGACGAGGAAUUCGAAGACGACGGAGAAGACGAAGAUGAAAGCCCCAGUGAUAUUGCUGCUGCUUUCAAGGAGCGCGUCAAAGAUGAGCAAAAAAAGAAACUCGAUGAAUAUGCUCGAACUGUGGAAGACAAGGUUAAACUUCAUGAAAAGGGAUGGAAAGAUCGAUAUUACUCAGAUAAAUGUAAGGCAGACGAUGUUGCAAAUCACGGAGGUCGGGAACACUUAUUUCGCUCCUAUGUUAUGGGCCUAUGCUGGGUCAUGAAAUACUAUUACGAGGGUUGUAAGUUAUUCCAUCUUGUUGUUGUUCCGCAUCAUUCCAAUUACUGUAAACGUCUUUAUCUAAUGCUGUGUUAGGUCCAAGUUGGAAGUGGUACUACCCUUUUCAUUACGCUCCCUUUGCCUCAGAUUUGCGAAAUAUUGAAAGAUAUCAGAAGGAUGUGAUGUCAUUUGAAUUAAGUACUCCAUUCAGUCCAGUAGAACAACUUAUGGGAGUAUUGCCAUCUGAUUCUUCUCAUGCAAUACCCAAAGCAGGAAGAUGGCUUAUGUCCGAUUUAGAGAGUCCAAUUAUUGAUUUUUACCCAUCUGAGGUCCCAGUUGAUCCAAACGGCAAAGCAAUGCCUUGGUUGUGGGUUGUAUUACUGCCAUUUAUUGAUGAAGAUCGAUUGUUGGCUGCAAUGUGAGUAAAUUCGUUUACAUAUUGAGUGCUUGAUACUUCAACAUUUGCUAACACUUCUUAAAUUCGUUUUUAACCGUUGAAGGACUCCAACAAUGUCCAAGUGGACGAAGCAGGAGCUUCUUUGCAAUGCUCGCGGAUUGGAUGAUGGGUAUGUAUUCUUGCAUUCAUCUCAUCCUCUCGCACCAAAAUUCAAACAUGUUUUACAAGAGGGGAAAACCGCAAAAGCUUCGAAGCAAAAAAUUUCGGAUGCUGCUUCAUAUGGUUGUCCAGGCUUCACUGGUUUUUUACGUCCGCCUCUUGGGAACGAAAUUAUUCCUGAAUCAGAAGUUGUUGCCCCACCAGAAAUAUCCAGCAAGGCAGUUAUGACAAGCGAGGACAAUUUGUUCACGGACGGAAUUUCCAAAAAUAUGUGCUUGUGUGCUGCUUUUAGUGAACCCCCGAAACUAUCCCAUAAGAGCAUUUUGCUUCCUGGAACGAUUCUUCCUCAACCUGUGUUGUUGGACGAAGACAAGAGAAUUAGUAGACCGAGGUUAAAUCGAGGCGGACAAUCGAUAGCUUUUAUGGGUGGUGAUCAAAGACAGAGCCACCAAAGUGGACGCGGUAGUAUGAAUAUUAGUUCUUACGAGCGCGAUCUUGCACAACGAAAUGGGAGAGGUGGCGAUAUGAACAAAGCCGGGACGAGAUCGUGGGGUUCUUUCGAACCAACUCCAAAGAGACAAUUUACUGCUCGAAAUCCCUUUCAUGGAAAUGCACGUGGUCCCCCUCCACCUCCGCCGCGGAGACCUCCAUUUCAACAGCACCAGGAUCCACGCCAUGGGUAUCGACAGAAUUAUAACCAACAACGUAAUCAGCGCAACCAACAGCAACACGCACGGCAUCCAAAUUACAACAACAAUCUUCCACCGUUUCAACAAAAUCCAAAUCAGGGUUAUCAGAACCAACAGUAUCAGGGUCAUCAGAUGCCACCUAGAGGAGGCCAUGCAGGUGGGUAUCACAAUUACUCUUUCAACCAACGUCAACAGCAACCACGCGGAAGCAAUCAGAACUAUUCUCGAGGUCAUAAUCAACAGCAGUCGCAGCAAAGAUUCGAUUUUCGUGGACAUAAUCAAACAGCUGGUCCUUCAAUAGGAGGACGAAAUGCUUCCGGUGCUGUGACCAAUAAUGUUAUGAAUUCAUUGAAAGCACAAUUGAAAAACACACUGAAACAGAAUCGACGAGGGAAUGAUAGACGCUGAGGGGGGUAUUGAUUACAUGUACUGUAGAAAUUUAUCUCAUAAUAAAAUUGCUUUGACGUU
This is a messenger RNA of Pseudo-nitzschia multistriata, 3821 nucleotides long. NCBI's taxonomy places the organism in Eukaryota, Bacillariophyta, Bacillariophyceae, Bacillariales, Bacillariaceae. The record is from the annotation of a GenBank genome assembly.